AUGGCAUUCGAGCAAAACUGCACCAGGAGAUGCGGUAGCAUCGACGUUCCCUACCCGUUCGGCAUCGAGCCUGGCUGCUACCGGGAGGGAUUCGACCUCUCCUGCGACGUAACCGAAUCCAAACUCUACGCUGGCAACAUACAAGUCAUCGGUGUGGAUGUUCCGAAUGGGCAAGCAAGAGUGUACAAGCGCAUAUCUUGGGACUGCGACGACUCCGUCUUCCCAGCCAAAGUAUCAAUCGCAAUGGACCUUACUGGUUCGCACUACACGUUCUCCGACACCCGCAACAAGUUCACGGCCAUCGGAUGCGACACCAUCGCGCUCUUCGUCGGUGCCACUGAUCAGUCCUAUUCGACCGGCUGCGUGUCUAUCUGCAACGACAACACCACUUUCAGCAACGGUUCCUGCUCCGGCGCCGGCUGUUGCCAGACCUCCAUUCUCCGUGGGCUUCAAUUCUUCAACAUAACCUUUUCCUCCACCGGCCACGAGGAGAUCUCGUGGGACAACCCCUGUAGCUUUGCUUUCCUCGUCGACGGCAGUUGGUACUCCUUCCGAACCACCGAUCUCAAUGGAACUGACUUCUUUUACAGAAAUGGCGGCCGAGUUCCGAUGGUGCUGGACUGGUCGAUCGGCGACGACGUGGGAUGCGAGGAAGCACCGCAAAAUUUGACCUCCUACGCAUGCCGCAGCAAUAACAGUUCCUGCCUCAACGCCACCAAUGGCAUCGGAUAUCUCUGCAAUUGCUCGGGCGGUUAUCACGGCAACCCCUACGUGGAAGGCGGAUGCGAAGACAUCAACGAGUGCGAUCACCCAGAAAAGUAUCCAUGCCAUGGAUUGUGCGCCAAUUUACCUGGGAAUUACUCAUGCAUAUGCCCCGAAGGCAUGAGCGGCGACCCUUUCUUAUCGGCAUGUCAUAGUUACAGUUCAAGCUCCUCAAGUUCGAAAACUAUCAUCGUAGCCAGUGUAAGCGUUGGAGGGGGCAGUGUUCUGCUUCUCGUAGCUACUGUUGCACUAUCGAGAAUGGUGAAGCGGAGAACCGUCCAGAAAAGGAAGGAGAAAUUCUAUCAGCAGAAUCUAGAGUUGCUAAGAAAAGAACAAUCUUCUUCUUCGGAUGUAGCUCUGAUCGAAAGGAUGAAGAUCUAUGAGCUGGAGGAGUUGGAAAAGGCCACCAAUCAUUUCGACAAAACCAGAAUCAUCGGCGGUGGAGGCCAUGGGCACGUCUAUAAAGGAAUCCUGUCCGACCAACGUGUGGUUGCCAUUAAAAUGCCCAAUAUAAGCAAUCAAGUUGAGCUUGCCCAAUUCAUCAAUGAAGUCUUCAUUCUUUCUCAGACGAACCACAGGAAUGUGGUUAAGUUAUUCGGGUGCUGCCUACAGACCCAAGUCCCCUUGCUAGUUUUCGAGUUCAUCUCCGGUGGUACGCUCUCCGAUCAUCUCCUCGCUGGCAAAGGGGUCUCCCCUCUGUCGUUCGAAGACCGUUUAAGGAUUGCCACAGAAGUAGCAAAAGCACUGUCCUAUCUCCACACCGAAGCUUCCGUAACCAUUUUCCACAGAGAUAUCAAGUCGUCCAACGUACUACUCGACGAGAGGAACACCGCAAAACUAGCGGACUUCGGUGCUUCCAGGUCUGUUUCCUUCGAGCAAACUUCGGUAGCUACCGCUGUUCAAGGAACACUUGGGUAUCUAGAUCCUGAGUACCAACAAACAGGAAGACUAACUGAGAAAAGCGAUGUGUAUAGCUUCGGAGUCAUUCUGGCAGAGUUGCUGACAGGCCACCUUGCCAUUCCUCGCCAGGAGAACAAUGUGGUGAGAUAUCUAGUCAUGGAUUUCCUAGUUGCACUCAAAGAGAAUUCGCUAUUUAAGGUUCUAGAUCCUCUGGUUCUCAACGAGGGGAGCCACGAGGCAGUUGAAAGGAUCGCAAGGCUGGCGGAGACGUGUCUCAAACUGAGCGGUAAUGACAGACCAACGAUGAGAGAGGUGGAGGAUGAGCUCGAAGCCAUAAGAUCUAAGAAGGCACAAGCUGAUGAUACCAUGGUUUCGGUGAAUAGUGGACGUUCCAGUGUCGGAGGAGGCGCUGCAUCAUCCGAAAUUAGUCGAAGAAUUAGAACGGGAAAAUAUAGAUCCGAAAGACAGUUCUCAAAUGAUGAUGGCAUAGAUCUUGGGAAUCCUGGGAUCACAAGCCGUCUCGGGAGCACAACAUCAUCCGAAGCAAGUGGGAGGAGUUCAACCACGCAGUAUAGCAUGGAGAUGGAAGUUAAAGAGAAUAUGUGA
Messenger RNA from Musa acuminata AAA Group (dessert banana), 2268 nucleotides. Its product is annotated as wall-associated receptor kinase 2-like. Gene Ontology annotation, biological process: cell surface receptor signaling pathway; protein phosphorylation. Bases 1 to 2268 code for a protein of 755 amino acids. The transcript has 3 exons. Gene Ontology annotation, molecular function: ATP binding; polysaccharide binding; protein serine/threonine kinase activity. The record is from RefSeq and is a predicted model, not a curated record. Lineage: Eukaryota; Viridiplantae; Streptophyta; Magnoliopsida; Zingiberales; Musaceae. Gene Ontology annotation, cellular component: plasma membrane.